AUGCUCGGCCGCACGAGGCGAGCGUGUGCCGCUGCCACGUCACGGGAUUCGCUGCUCUCUGCCACGUGGCAGCUCGCGGUUGCGUCGGACACAUCACUGUUAGCCACUAGGCCCGCGCAUGGCGUGGCAGCCCCUAGCGCAGCGGGGAAUGCAGCAGCAGCUGGCGAAGCAGCAGGCGGAGGAACAGGCGGAGCAGCAAGCAAAGCAGCAGCAGCAACGUUGUUACAGCCAGCGGAGGCCGUUGCUGUGCAUCUACACCUGCAAGCAUCCGCGCCUGUCGGUCUGCGGUCCCUGAGAGCCCUCGAGUGCAUUCCCCCCCAGUCAUCCCUACUCCCCCAUGCCGUCCCCCCGUCACCCGCCCACGCGCUGCUCUGUAAACCAUGGGGGUCACAGCCUCAGCAGCCCCUGUUGGGAUGGCCUCGUGUGCAGGUUGUGGGUGGAGGGCGCAUGAGUCUCAGUCCGGUAACCGCCGCUGCCUUUCACUCGUGCACACAGCCACAGCAGCUGAGCGCCGCGCUACUUCUCCGCCUGCCACAUGGCAUGCGGCCGUUGGUGCUGCGACCAGUGGAAGCAGCAACUGGAAUGCAGCAGGGGAGCAGCAACAAGGACAGCGGCAGCAGGAGGGAGGUGGUACGGCAGGAGGAGGAGGACGUGUUCAGCAGCAUCACUGAUAAGAUUCCCGAGCGCCCUGUCUCCGCCGCUGAGGGCGCAUCCUACUCGAUCGUCAUCCUGGCAGCACUGGCUGUGGCGGCCGGGGCGGCGUAUUUUGUCAUCAAGGAGCUUCUGCUGGAACCCAAGGAAUACAAGGUGUUCAAUAAGGCCCUUCAGCGCGUGCAGAACGACCCUCAGCUGUUCUUUUCCCAAGCCCUCUCCUGCUGGGUGCCUGCUAAUUUCACACUGUUCCUCGUGCUCCUCGUUACAUGCCAUGGAUUUGAAUCAACCUUGCAUUGCCAUGGCCGUCAGGUGAUAUCGCGGCUGGGGUCGCCCAUCACGGGGUACGGCCAGGAGAGCAGGAACCGGGCGGCACGGCAGCGAAUCAGCCACCGCGUGUGGACGGAUGAAGAAGGGGUGGAGCGGAUCCAGGUUCAAUUCCACAUCCGAGAGGCUCCGCAGAAGCUCCAGUUUGGCGGGCCAAUUAGCAGCAACGGGGAACAGACCAGCGGAGAGCACAGGGGCCAGAGGCAUGGGGUGAAGCGAUCAGAACGGUUUGAUGCGCGGAUGGAUGCCCGUCAGGCGUCGAUGACGACAUCAGGCGAGGCACGGCAGUCUCUGGGGCAGACAGAACAGGCAGUUGGGUUUGGGCUCAGACAGAACCCGCAGAGGCGAACAACGGAGCGCGUCGCUUGCGCUGUCGCCGUCGACUACAUUUGA
Closterium sp. NIES-65 is the source of this 1371-nucleotide messenger RNA. The record is from the annotation of a GenBank genome assembly. NCBI's taxonomy places the organism in Eukaryota, Viridiplantae, Streptophyta, Zygnematophyceae, Desmidiales, Closteriaceae.